CCGCGUGGUUUUUCCCGCCAGUCGGACCAGGCGGUUGAGGCGGCCGCUAGCAUGCUGCGCCAGCUCACCGUCGACCAGAUCAAUGACUGGUUCACCAUCGGCAAGACCGUGACCAAUGUGGAGCUGCUGGGCUCGCCGCCAGCCUUCCCCUCUGAGGUGGCCAGGGAGGAGACGCAGUGCAAGGAGGCGCCCCCGUCCCCCACUUCUGCUUCUACCCCGCGGGGCCUCCGGAGGUCCCUCAGCGAGAGGAGUUCAGAGGUAGACUAUAUUGACAAAUACAGACAACUUGAAGCACAAGAAUUUGACAGGUAUGGCCGUGAUCAACCAACAGGUGGGCAAGGUCCAAGACCAUCUUCAACUAAAUUAAGCAAUGUGACAUGUAUCCCAGAGACAACUUACAAAUAUCCUGAUUUGCCUAUAAAUCGAUGUAAGGAAGAGGUUAUUUCUUUGAUAGAAAGCAACUCUGUGGUCAUUAUCCAUGGUACCACCGGAAGUGGCAAGAGUACUCAACUCCCACAGUAUAUCUUGGAUCAUUACAUCCAGCGCUCCGCCUACUGCAACAUUGUGGUUACUCAGCCUCGGAAGAUAGGGGCCAGCAGCAUUGCCAGGUGGAUCAGUAAGGAGCGCUCAUGGGCCCUGGGUGGCCUGGUGGGCUACCAGGUAGGGCUGGAGAAGAUAGCAACAGAAGACACCAGAUUAAUUUACAUGACCACUGGAGUCCUGCUUCAGAAAAUAGUCAGUGCCAAGAGUCUGAUGGAAUUCACGCAUAUCUUCAUUGACGAAGUGCAUGAGCGAACUGAAGAAAUGGAUUUCUUGUUGUUGGUAGUCCGCAAACUUUUAAGAACAAAUUCACGUUUUGUGAAGGUAGUCUUGAUGUCAGCCACCAUCAACUGUAAAGAAUUUGCAGACUAUUUUGCUGUCCCUGUUCAGAACAAGAUGAAUCCUGCAUAUGUUUUUGAAGUGGAAGGCAUGCCCCAUUCGAUUGAAGAGUACUAUCUUAAUGACUUGGAGCACAUUUAUCAUAAUGGGCUCUCUCCCUGUCUCCUGGAGGAGCCAGCGAUAACGAAGGGCAUCUAUGAAGUUGCUGUCUCCCUCAUCCAGAUGUUUGAUGACUUGGAGGUGAAGGAGAGUGGGAACAAGACAUCAAGGCCCCUAUCUGUGUCAGAGAGGAGCAGUGUGUUGGUGUUUUUGCCAGGUCUAGGUGAAAUCAACUAUAUGCACGGACUUCUCACAAACAUGGUUCACAAAAGGUUACAAGUCUAUCCACUCCAUUCCAGUGUGACUUUAGAAGAACAAAAUAAUAUAUUUUUAAGUCCGGUCCCUGGCUACAGAAAGAUCAUUCUGUCCACCAACAUUGCAGAGAGUUCUGUCACCGUUCCGGAUGUUAAGUAUGUUAUAGAUUUUUGUCUGACUAGAACCCUGGUUUGUGAUGAAGAUACCAAUUACCAGAGUCUGCGAUUGAGUUGGGCCUCCAAGACCAGUUGUAACCAGAGGAAAGGCCGCGCAGGACGAGUGUCCAGAGGGCACUGUUACAGACUGGUGUCCCGGGAUUUCUGGGAGAAGUGCAUCCCCGACCAUGUCGUUCCAGAGAUGUUGCGCUGUCCACUAGGAAGCACAGUACUCAAAGUGAAGUUACUUGACAUGGGUGAGCCGAGAGCUCUGCUAGCCACUGCCCUCUCGCCGCCUAGCCUGAGUGACAUUGAGCGCACCAUCCUCCUGCUGAAGGAGGUGGGAGCACUUGCAGUUAGUGGGCAGAGAGAAGAUGAGAACCCGCAUGAUGGCGAACUGACCUUCUUGGGAAGAGUAUUGGCACAGCUCCCUGUCAGUCAGCACCUGGGCAAACUCAUAGUGCUCGGACAUGUGUUCGGAUGCUUGGAUGAAUGUCUCAUCAUUGCCGCAGCUCUUUCACUGAAGAACUUUUUUGCGAUGCCUUUUCGGCAGCAUCUCGAUGGAUAUAGGAACAAGGUGAACUUCUCUGGCAGCAGUAACAGUGACUGCCUCGCACUUGUGGAGGCAUUUAAAAUGUGGCAGGCCUGUCGACAGCGAGGAGAGCUGCGGCAUCCCAAGGAUGAACUCGACUGGGGACGAUUAAAUUACAUUCAAAUCAAGAGAAUUAGAGAGGUGGCUGAGCUAUAUGAAGAGCUGAAGAGCAGAGUCUCACAGUUCAACAUGCAUGUGGACCCGAGGCAGCCCAUCUUGGACCCAGAGUACCCGUAUAAGCAGCGCUUUAUCCUGCAGGUCGUAUUGGCAGGUGCUUUUUACCCAAAUUACUUCACCUUUGGACAGCCUGACGAGGAGAUGGCAGUGAGGGAGCUGGCUGGCAAAGACCCCAAGACAACCAUUGUGUUGAAGCACAUUCCUCCCUGCGGAUUCCUGUACUAUAAACAGCUGCAAUCUCUCUUCAGACAGUGUGGGCAGGUCAAGUCCAUCGUAUUUGAUGGUGCGAAAGCCUUUGUGGAGUUUUCCCGGAAUCCGACAGAGAGAUUUAAGACCCUUCCUGCAGUGUACAUGGCAGUGAAGAUGGCCCAGCUGAAAAUGUCCCUGGAGCUCAGUGUCCAUGCUGCUGAGGACAUAGAAGGGAAGGUGCAAGGAGGGGUGGUGUCGAAGCUCAGGAACACGAGAGUGAAUGUAGACUUCCAGAAGCAGACAGUGGAUCCUAUGCAAGUCUCAUUCAACACCAUGGACAGGUCCCAGACAGUUACAGAUCUCCUCUUGACCAUCGAUGUUACAGAGGUGGUAGAGGUGGGACACUUCUGGGGUUACAGGACUGAUGAAAGGAAUGUAGAGCUUCUGCAGAAGCUGACUGCUGAAAUCAACAGGCUGGAGCUGGUGCCGCUGCCAGUCCACCCACACCCCGACAUGGUCUGUCUGGCACCUUUCAUGGAGUUUGAUAAGAAAAGCUACUUCAGAGCUCAAAUCCUUUAUGUUUCGGGAAAUUCUGCUGAGGUGUUCUUUGUUGACUAUGGUAAUAGGUCUCACGUAGACCUCGAUCUCUUAAUGGAGAUUCCCUGUCAGUUUCUUGAGCUUCCAUUCCAGGCACUGGAGUUCAAGAUUUGCAAAAUGCGGCCCUCGGCCAGGUCUCUGGUGUGUGGUAAGCACUGGAGCCGCAAGGCCGGCAAGCGGUUUGUCUCGCUGGUGCGCAGAUGCGCUCUCUUGGUGAAGGUCUUCUCGGUCGUGCAUAGCGUCCUGCACGUGGACGUGUACUGCUGCUUGGGAACACUGGGCACCAUCAACAUCAGAGACAUUCUCAUCAGCGAGGGCCACGCCGAGCUGGCAGAGGAGUCCUACGAGUCCAAACAAAGCCAUGAAGUUCUCAAGGGCCUCUUUUCCAAAUCAGUAGAAAACGUGGUGGCUGGAUCUGUGCCUUCUCCCGUGAAGGAGGAUGAGAAGCGUCUGAUUCAGAUCUUGCUGGAGAGUUUCUCCUCCAAUAGGCUGGGUGCCCCGAACUGCAAGACCAUACUCCAUGGGCCUUUUAACCCUUAUGAACUGAAGUGUCAUAGUUUGACCAGAAUAUCCAAAUUCAGGUGUGUCUGGAUUGACAAGGAAAGCAUCAACUCGGUCAUCAUCAGUGACACCCCUGCAGACGUGCACCAGAGGAUGCUGGUUGCAGCCUCACUGUCGGUGAAUGCAACUGGGUCAGCCAUGCUGCUGAGGGAGACCUCCCUGAUGCCUCCCAUCCCGGGCCUGCCCGCGCUCCUCAGCAUGCUGUUCGCACCAGUGAUGGAGUUAAGGCUCGAUCAGGAAGGAAGAUGCUACACAGGCGUCCUCUGUGGUCUGGGCUGGAACCCAGGGACAGCGGCUCCUGUCCUCCCGGAGCACGACAUGGAGCUGGCGUUCGACGUGCGGUUUGGCGUGGAGGAUGUCACUGAGAUUAAUAUUCUCAGGACUGCUAUCAAUAAGCUAGUGUGUGAUGGGCCAAACGGAUCAAAGUAUCUGGGGCCAGAAAGAAUCGUGCAGUUACAGGACAGUGCUCGGCAGAAGCUUCUGAGUUUGUUCUGUCAGAUGAAACCUAGAGAGAAAGUGAUCCCUAAGUGGCAUGAAAAACCCUACGAGUGGAACCAGGUUCACCCCAAGCUGGUCAUGGAGCAGGCUGACUGGAAGGGACGCCAAGGGAAGAAUACCUUUCUCUACCAGCUCCACAAGCUGGUUGUGCUCAGCCCCUGACAUGGCCGCUCAAGUGGAGUCUCCCUGGGGGAGAUGUGGAGGCCGCCAGAGCCUCAGUCUCAACACUGGCACCGUGCCGCACACCCUUCUCCUGGGGCAGGGCGUGGAGCUCUGUGAGUGGAGGGUGGAAAGAAAACCACUGCCUGCAGUGUGCUGGAGGAAUUGCUCUGAAAGCAGCCCUGG
Molecule: messenger RNA, 4347 nt
Organism: Cavia porcellus (domestic guinea pig)
Lineage: Eukaryota; Metazoa; Chordata; Mammalia; Rodentia; Caviidae
Gene: Tdrd9
Product: tudor domain containing 9
Exons: 36
Coding region: 52-4164 (1370 amino acids)
Cellular component (GO): intracellular anatomical structure
Molecular function (GO): ATP binding; RNA binding; helicase activity
Source: RefSeq, a predicted model, not a curated record